AAGAGCUUUGCAAACACGUAGUUAUAAUUUAUUAGUGUUUGCAUUUCUUGCGAACACGCAGUUAUUUAUCUCUGUAUUUGUUCGCUAAAGCGGCUAUCUAAAAUUUACAACAUAUGUUACAUUUUCUCUCUAAUGAAGUGGGAGCUCAUGGAGCUACAAUAAACAACAAAAAAGAAAAAAAAAACAGAAAAGUGCAAUAAAAAUAAUUAAUUAUAAUAACCUAGUUUAUAAUAGUAACAAGUGACAGCUGUGAGGAUAAUUGUUGCACGAAAAAAAGAUGUGAAUUACUACUUUAAAAUAUUGUGAACAUCAUCAGAAAGGCGAGACGAGGCGAUAAAGAAUAAUUAAUCAUGAUGACCCAUACAGAGAAAACGCUAAGUGGCAGCGUUCCUUCUGCCGCUCCAUUGGUGAAUAUGUUGAAUACCAAUUCAAAUGUGACCGCCGAGUCAGUGGAUACGGCUGCCAUUAGUGAUUACCUUGAGGUGAAUUUCGGCAACUUAAGCUCACAGUCGAAUAUGAGCUUGUUCAGUGCGCAGGGUAGAAGCCUUGUUGACAGAUUCACACGAAAUCGUGCUAUUAGCGACCAGUGGCACUACAUACUGAUAAGCAUAUAUGUAACAAUGAUUAUAUGCGGCACCGUUGGCAAUAUACUCGUUGUAAUAGCCGUUGCGAGAAAGCCAAUAAUGCGUACGGCGCGCAAUUUGUUCAUAUUGAAUCUGGCAAUUUCCGAUUUAUUAUUAUGCGUUAUAACGAUGCCAAUAACCUUAGUUGAAAUCCUCUCCAAGUACUGGCCUUUCGGAAUGUUUGAAUUUUUCUGCAAAUUGGUUGCAAUGUUGCAAGCAGUGAGCAUUUUCGUAUCGACGAUUUCAAUAACAGCCAUAGCCUUUGACAGAUAUCAGCUGAUUGUGUAUCCAACGCGGGAGAGUCUUCAAGUCGGCGGUGUCAUCAGCAUACUCGCCUGCAUUUGGCUACUGGCAGUGCUAUUGGCUAGCCCACUCUUUGUCUACAAGCAGCUGGAGGAAGCUGAAAUUCCGCCACUGCUGCAAGCACUGGGCAUCCAUGGUGUUUGUUUUUGUGUGGAAGAUUGGCCACUUAGCAACGGACGUUUCUACUAUUCAAUUUUUUCACUAUGUGUACAAUACUUGGUGCCGAUAGUGAUAGUUUCCGGUGCGUAUCUUGGCAUUUAUAGGAAACUGCAGAGUCGCAGCACUGUUGUGGCAAUGCAAACGCCACAACGUAAAGCCGAACGUGGACGACGUAUGCAACGUACAAAUUGCCUGCUAAUCACAAUUGCGCUAAUUUUCGGUAUUUCAUGGAUGCCCUUAAAUCUUUUCAAUUUAUAUGCAGAUAUGCGUAGUCCGGUAGCGGUGACGGAGAGUAUGCUAAUCGCCUAUGCGUUCUGUCAUAUGUUCGGCAUGAGUUCGGCCUGCACGAAUCCCUUGCUCUAUGGAUGGCUGAAUGACAAUUUCCGUAAAGAAUUUACAGAAUUAUUAUGUCGUUCUAAUGAAAACACUAAUGUUGCUCUUAAUGGUCAUACGACAGGGAGUGCACAGGCGCGUCGAAGACGAAAACUUAACGAAAUAUCCGGCAAAGGCGAUUUGAAGUUAUUGCACAACGGUAAUGGUGCUGGCGUUCGAGCUGCUCUCACCGAAUCUAUGGCGUUGACCGAAAAUCCCAUUUCAAUGGAGCUGACAACAAUUACAGCGGUUAAUUGACAGCUAAAACAUAAGAAACAAAAACAAUGACAACCACUAAAUAUUAAUUGUAAAAUUAGGCAAGUAGAACAUGUAAAUAUAUAAUUAUAAAAUAGUUUGCACUAAAUGUAUAUAACUUUAGGGCCGUUUUCUGAAGUAACUUUUAUAAGUUGAAAGCUCACUAUGUCCAAAGUUAAGCAUUGCAAUUAUCGGUUUAUGACCUACGUAUGUUUCUUGGUUGUAAACCACUUAAAACAGGUUACUUGAGAAAACGGCCGUUAGUAAAUUACUUUUUAUUCUAAGUGUUUUUUUAAAACAAGACUAGCAUUUGUACGUAUUUAUAAUUAAAUUAAGAAAUGACGGCAGAUCAACUCCUUUUAAAAGCUGAGCAAAGUGUUCUGGCAGUGGUUACAAUAUAUGUAUUUUUAGGCUUUUAAAUUAUUUUGAAAUAAUGUGUAAAUUUCUACACGUAUGUCAGACAUUUUGAUACUUAUUUUUUUAAAUUUCUUACGGAACUCAGAGAAAACAAU
Messenger RNA from Rhagoletis pomonella (apple maggot), 2224 nucleotides. RefSeq names its product neuropeptide F receptor (gene NPFR). The transcript is spliced from 4 exons. Gene Ontology annotation, cellular component: membrane. NCBI's taxonomy places the organism in Eukaryota, Metazoa, Arthropoda, Insecta, Diptera, Tephritidae. The record is from RefSeq and is a predicted model, not a curated record. The coding region runs from base 351 to 1715 and encodes 454 amino acids. Gene Ontology annotation, molecular function: neuropeptide Y receptor activity. Gene Ontology annotation, biological process: G protein-coupled receptor signaling pathway.